CGUUCAUCUACCUACGCGCUCAUCUACCGCAACAUGGCCAUCCUCGGCGUGGAGGGCUUCUCGGCGCUGCCCAGGCACUGCAUGCAGCUGUGCGCGGGGUUCUUCGCGUUCGCGGUGCUGGCGAACCUGGCGCGGGACCUGCUGCCGCGCCGGCUCGCGCGGCUCGUGCCGCUGCCCAUGGCCAUGGCCGUGCCGUUCCUCGUGGGCGCCAGCUUCGCCGUCGACAUGUGCGUGGGGAGCCUCGUGGUGUUCGCGUGGCACAGGCUCGACGGCAAGAAGGCCGCGCUGCUGGUGCCGGCCGUCGCCUCGGGGCUCAUCUGCGGCGACGGGAUCUGGACGUUCCCGUCGUCGCUGCUCGCGCUGGCCAAGGUCAAGCCGCCCAUCUGCAUGAAGUUCACGCCAGGGAGCUAGAGAGCACGGUGACGAUGCGUACAGAACAGAGGGCAUCGUUCGUCGUUUGUGGGGUGGAAUCCGUGUAGUAGAAUUACAUACCAAUCAGGCCUGUUCUAAUGUCCAUAUGAGCUUAAUGUACGGUGUAUAUAUGUAAAACGGAAAUCUGAAGGAUGACAGGAUGAAUUGCCUGUUGUCUAGUAGCACGCAUAUUAUUAUUAUAGCAGAGCAUUAAUAAAACUCUUUUAUCUUGCACAAAGUGUUACUGCAAUUCCCCAACGCUGUUCAGUAGAUCCUAGUGCGCUCAUCUCUCUUCCGCUGCAGUGGAGCAGCUUCACUCAGCGGCACCGUUUGGAAGUUGAAAGAGAAAGCUGAGCACGGCAUCUCCGUGCGCAGUGCAUGGCACAGUCGUCGGUACGCGCCCGCCUAACCCGUCGGCAUCAACGAUGAUGCUUCCUUCCACAGCCACGGUUCGCUCAACUUGCCCAACGGUUCCUCGAUUCGCCGCCGCAUCGUCCCCAAGCUUUGCCCCUCUCGUUGCUUCGGUGGUGCUGUGGAGCUCUGAACAAGAGGGCACGGACAUUCUCCGGUUACCAUCAACCUCCCGUCGGCCGCGCAGGACACCGACGAUGCGGCGGCGGCGGCACUCAGCCUGGUCACGGCCGCCCUGGAGAUGUCGCCACGGGCCGAGGUGACGCUGGAGCUCCGGGCGCGCGCUCCUCGUGCUCAGGCGCUAUCGCGACGUCUUCAUCCAUGGCUGGAGAUCGACGAGGCUCGUCGUCGUUGCGACCGGACUGGGUGAAAAGGAAGGGUAAAUUAGUCAGCCGUAUGAAAACGAACCCAAUCCAGCGAGUGGUGUACGACAGUAAUACCAAUAU
Messenger RNA from Zea mays, 1268 nucleotides. Its product is annotated as probable metal-nicotianamine transporter YSL16. The record is from RefSeq and is a predicted model, not a curated record. Gene Ontology annotation, cellular component: plasma membrane. Gene Ontology annotation, molecular function: iron-nicotianamine transmembrane transporter activity; oligopeptide transmembrane transporter activity. The transcript has a single exon. NCBI's taxonomy places the organism in Eukaryota, Viridiplantae, Streptophyta, Magnoliopsida, Poales, Poaceae. Gene Ontology annotation, biological process: seed development; response to iron ion. The annotation marks the transcript as partial.